AUGUUCAAUGUUUUUUGGGCAGUUGAACAUCUGCGCAGAAGCGGCUGCGCAGGAACAGCUGCGCAGAAGCGGCUGCGCAGAAGCGGCUGCGCAGAAGCGGCUGCGCAGAAGCGGCUGCGCAGAAACGGCUGCGCAGAAGCGGCUGCGCAGAAGCGGCUGCGCACAAGCGGCUGCGCACAAGCGGCUGCGCAGAAGCGGCUGCGCAGAAGCGGCUGCGCAGAAGCGGCUGCGCAGAAGCGGCUGCGCAGAAGCGGCUGCGCAGAAGCGGCUGCGCAGAAGCGGCUGCGCAGAAGCGGCUGCGCAGAAGCGGCUGCGCAGAAGCGGCUGCGCAGAAGCGGCUGCGCAGAAGCGGCUGCGCAGAAGCGCCUGCGCAGAAGCGGCUGCGCAGAAGCGGCUGCGCAGAAGCGGCUGCGCAGAAACGGCUGCGCAGAAACGGCUGCGCAGAAACGGCUGCGCAGAAACGGCUGCGCAGAAUCGGCUGCGCAGCAGCGGCUGCGCAGAAGCGGCUGCGCAGAAGCGGCUGCGCAGAAGCGGCUGCGCAGAAGCGGCUGCGCAGAAGCGGCUGCGCAGAAGCGGCUGCGCAGAAACAGCUGUGCAGAUGCAGCUGCGCAGAAACAGCUGCGCAGAAACAGCUGCGCAGAAACAGCUGCGCAGAAACAGCUGCGCAGAAGCGGCUGCGCAGAAGCGGCUGCGCAGAAGCGGCUGCGCAGAAGCGGCUGCGCAGAAGCGGCUGCGCAGAUGCAGCUGCGCAGAAACAGCUGCGCAGAAACAGCUGCGCAGAAACAGCUGCGCAGAAACAACUGCGCAGAAGCGGCUGCGCAGAAGCGGCUGCGCAGAAGCGGCUGCGCUGAAGCGGCUGCGCAGAAGCGGCUGCGCAGAAGCGGCUGCGCGGUAGCGGCUGCGCGGAAGCGGCUGCGCGGAAGCGGCUGCGCGGAAACGGCUGCGCGGAAACGGCUGCGCGGAAACGGCUGCGCGGAAGCGGCUGCGCGGAAGCGGCUGCGCGGAAGCGGCUGCGCGGAAGCGGCUGCGCGGAAGCGGCUGCGCGGAAGCGGCUGCGCGGAAGCGGCUGCGCGGAAGCGGCUGCGCGGAAGCGGCUGCGCGGAAGCGGCUGCGCGGAAGCGGCUGCGCAGAAGCGGCUGCGCAGAAGCGGCUGCGCAGAAGCGGCUGCGCAGAAGCGGCUGCGCAGAAGCGGCUGCGCAGAAACGGCUGCGCAGAAACGGCUGCGCAGAAACGGCUGCGCAGAAACGGCUGCGCAGAAACGGCUGCGCAGAAACGGCUGCGCAGAAACGGCUGCGCAGAAACGGCUGCGCAGAAGCGGCUGCGCAGAAGCGGCUGCGCAGAAGCGGCUGCGCAGAAGCAGCUGCGCAGAAGCAGCUGCGCAGAAGCAGCUGCGCAGAAGCAGCUGCGCAGAAGCAGCUGCGCAGAAGCAGCUGCGCAGAAGCAGCUGCGCAGAAACAGCUGCGCAGGAACAGCUGCGCAGGAACAGCUGCGCAGGAACAGCUGCGCAGGAACAGCUGCGCAGGAACAGCUGCGCAGGAACAGCUGCGCAGGAACAGCUGCGCAGGAACAGCUGCGCAGGAACAGCUGCGCAGGAACAGCUGCGCAGGAACAGCUGCGCAGGAACAGCUGCGCAGAAACAGCUGCGCUGGAACAGCUGCGCAGGAACAGCUGCGCAGGAACAGCUGCGCAGGAACAGCUGCGCAGAAACAGCUGCGCAGGAACAGCUGCGCAGGAACAGCUGCGCAGGAACAGCUGCGCAGGAACAGCUGCGCAGGAACAGCUGCGCAGAAACUGCUGCGCAGAAACUGCUGCGCAGAAACUGCUGCGCAGAAACAGCUGCGCAGGAACAGCUGCGCAGGAACAGCUGCGCAGGAACAGCUGCGCAGGAACAGCUGCGCAGGAACAGCUGCGCAGAAACAGCUGCGCAGGAACAGCUGCGCAGAAACAGCUGCGCAGAAACAGCUGCGCAGAAACAGCUUCGCAGAAACAGCUGCGCAGAAACAACUGCGCAGAAACAGCUGCGCAGGAACAGCUGCGCAGAAACAGCUGCGCAGAAACAGCUGCGCAGCAACAGCUGCGCAGGAACAGCUGCGCAGAAACAGCUGCGCAGGAACAGCUGCGCAGAAACAGCUGCGCAGAAACAGCUGCGCAGAAACAGCUGCGCAGAAACAGCUGCGCAGAAACAGCUGCGCAGAAACAGCUGCGCAGAAACAGCUGCGCAGAAACAGCUGCGCAGGAACAGCUGCGCAGAAACAGCUGCGCAGGAACGGCUGCGCAGGAACGGCUGCGCAGAAACGGCUGCGCAGAAACGGCUGCGCAGAAACGGCAGCGCAGAAACGGCUGCGCAGAAACGGCUGCGCAGAAACGGCUGCGCAGAAGCAGCUGCGCAGAAGCAGCUGCGCAGAAGCAGCUGCGCAGAAGCAGCUGCGCAGAAGCAGCUGCGCGGAAGCAGCUGCGCGGAAGCAGCUGCGCGGAAGCAGCUGCGCAGAAGCAGCUGCGCAGAAGCAGCUGCGCAGAAACAGCUGCGCAGAAACAGCUGCGCAGGAACAGCUGCGCAGGAACAGCUGCGCAGGAACAGCUGCGCAGGAACAGCUGCGCAGGAACAGCUGCGCAGGAACAGCUGCGCAGGAACAGCUGCGCAGGAACAGCUGCGCAGGAACAGCUGCGCAGGAACAGCUGCGCAGGAACAGCUGCGCAGGAACAGCUGCGCAGGAACAGCUGCGCAGAAACAGCUGCGCUGGAACAGCUGCGCAGGAACAGCUGCGCAGGAACAGCUGCGCAGGAACAGCUGCGCAGGAACAGCUGCGCAGAAACAGCUGCGCAGAAACAGCUGCGCAGGAACAGCUGCGCAGGAACAGCUGCGCAGGAACAGCUGCGCAGGAACAGCUGCGCAGAAACUGCUGCGCAGAAACUGCUGCGCAGAAACAGCUGCGCAGAAACAGCUGCACAGGAACAGCUGCGCAGGAACAGCUGCGCAGGAACAGCUGCGCAGGAACAGCUGCGCAGGAACAGCUGCGCAGAAACAGCUGCGCAGGAACAGCUGCGCAGAAACAGCUGCGCAGGAACAGCUGCGCAGAAACAGCUGCGCAGGAACAGCUGCGCAGAAACAACUGCGCAGAAACAACUGCGCAGAAACAGCUGCGCAGGAACAGCUGCGCAGAAACAGCUGCGCAGAAACAGCUGCGCAGAAACAGCUUCGCAGAAACAGCUGCGCAGAAACAGCUGCGCAGGAACAGCUGCGCAGGAACAGCUGCGCAGAAACAGCUGCGCAGAAACAGCUGCGCAGGAACAGCUGCGCAGGAACAGCUGCGCAGAAACAGCUGCGCAGGAACAGCUGCGCAGGAACAGCUGCGCAGGAACAGGUGCGCAGGAACAGGUGCGCAGGAACAGGUGCGCAGGAACAGGUGCGGAGGAACAGGUGCGCAGGAACAGCUGCGCAGGAACAGGUGCGCAGGAACAGCUGCGCAGGAACAGCUGCGCAGGAACAGCUGCGCAGGAACAGCUGCGCAGAAACUGCUGCGCAGAAACUGCUGCGCAGAAACUGCUGCGCAGAAACAGCUGCGCAGGAACAGCUGCGCAGGAACAGCUGCGCAGAAACUGCUGCGCAGGAACAGCUGCGCAGGAACAGCUGCGCAGGAACAGCUGCGCAGAAACAGCGGCGCAGAAACACUCUAUAGCCUCCGGUUACAGGAGCGUACCUCCAUGUUCAAUGUUUUUUGGGCAGUUGAACAUGUAAAGUUGAAUCCCGUACGCGCGUGGUAG
Schistocerca nitens (vagrant locust) is the source of this 3762-nucleotide messenger RNA. RefSeq names its product trichohyalin-like. The coding region runs from base 1 to 3762 and encodes 1253 amino acids. Gene Ontology annotation, biological process: cell differentiation; regulation of osteoblast differentiation. The record is from RefSeq and is a predicted model, not a curated record. Gene Ontology annotation, cellular component: nucleoplasm. The transcript is spliced from 2 exons. Lineage: Eukaryota; Metazoa; Arthropoda; Insecta; Orthoptera; Acrididae.